Sphaerodactylus townsendi is the source of this 2442-nucleotide messenger RNA. RefSeq names its product solute carrier family 39 member 14 (gene SLC39A14). The transcript has 10 exons. NCBI's taxonomy places the organism in Eukaryota, Metazoa, Chordata, Lepidosauria, Squamata, Sphaerodactylidae. The record is from RefSeq and is a predicted model, not a curated record. Gene Ontology annotation, molecular function: zinc ion transmembrane transporter activity. Gene Ontology annotation, biological process: zinc ion import across plasma membrane; intracellular zinc ion homeostasis. Gene Ontology annotation, cellular component: membrane. The coding region runs from base 251 to 1717 and encodes 488 amino acids.
CCGCCAACCCUCUCUUUCAACUGCUUGUGAUUGCGCGGGCCUCGGCUUGGGUUGCUGUAGAAAGCUGGCAGGGGUCCACCGUGCUGCUGCUGCUGCUUGUCAGAGCGUUGCGCGGUCCUCGAGGAGCAAGGUCCCUUCGACCUGUCCUGACUGUGAAUGUGUGGAAGGAAACAAUUCUAUGUGACUAUUCCAGUUCUGAUCACGCAAGCAUCCUGAGGCUUAGAGAUACUGUUACUUGCUUGGCAUCAUCAUGACGUUUUGGAGCACGGGAUCGCGAGGAUGCCUCCUCCAGCUUUGCCUGCUGACUCUUGCCUCUUGUGUAUGGGCGGGCACACAAGCCUUGUCACAGCCUCCCAUCACAGCGGCCUCCUUUGUGCAGGACCUCUUCCUCCGAUAUGGAAAAAAUGACAAGCUCACCCUGCAGCAGCUCAAAGCUCUGUUGAACCGUCUCGAUGUGGGAGUGGGGCGGGACAACAUUAGUCAUGCAGAACAGCAGCACAGAAACCUUUCCUGGUGCUUCAGUUCCUCAGAGCUCUUUGCCACCCACAAUUUGAGUGAAAAGUCUCCCCUUGGCCAGCGGGAGUUCAAGGAUUUCUGUCCAACUAUUUUGCAACAGCUGGAGUCCAAGGCCUGCACGUCAGAGAACCUGGAGAACGAAGAAAAUGAACAGACAGAAGAAGGGAAACCCAGCUCUGCGGAAGUUUGGGGUUACGGUUUCCUCUGUGUGACCGUCAUCUCCCUCUGCUCCCUGGUUGGAGCCAGUGUGGUGCCUUUCAUGAAGAAGACCUUUUACAAGCGGCUGCUCCUCUACUUCAUAGCUCUGGCGAUUGGAACUCUCUACUCCAACGCCCUCUUCCAGCUCAUUCCUGAGGCCUUUGGAUUCAAUCCUCAGGAAGACUAUUAUGUCUCCAAAUCUGCAGUGGUCUUUGGAGGCUUUUACCUGUUUUUUUUCACAGAGAAAGUACUGAAGAUGCUUCUGAAACAGAAAGAUCAGCAUCAUCAUGGUCACAGCCACUAUAGCACUGAGAACCUUCCUUCCAAGAAGGACCAGGAAGAGGGAGUCACUGAAAAACUUCAGAAUGGAGACUUGGAUCACAUAAUCCCUCAUAGGAAUAGUGAUCUGGAAUGCAAGAAUCCACCUGUCGAUCAGAAGACUGUUGGUUCUUUGUCUGUUCAGGACCUUCAGGCUUCUCAGAGCACAUGCUAUUGGCUGAAGGGGGUGCGUUACUCUGAUAUUGGCACCUUGGCCUGGAUGAUCACUCUGAGCGACGGCCUUCACAACUUCAUUGACGGCUUGGCCAUUGGUGCCUCCUUCACUGUGUCAGUCUUCCAAGGGGUCAGCACUUCAGUGGCCAUUUUUUGUGAAGAAUUUCCUCACGAGCUAGGUGACUUUGUCAUUCUGCUAAACGCUGGGAUGACAAUCCAGCAAGCACUCUUCUUCAACUUCAUCUCGGCUUGCUGCUGCUAUCUGGGACUGGCCUUUGGUAUAGUGGCUGGCAGCCACUUCUCUGCCAACUGGAUCUUUGCUUUAGCCGGUGGGAUGUUUCUCUAUAUUGCACUGGCUGAUAUGUUCCCGGAGAUGAAUGAAGUCAGCCGAGAAGAUGAAAGGAACGGCAGUGCUUUGAUUGCCUUUGCCAUCCAGAAUGCAGGACUGCUGACAGGAUUCACCAUCAUGUUGCUGCUCACCAUGUACUCUGGACAGAUACAGAUUGGAUAAAGAAAUGCCUAGUUGCUUGGGAAGACCUUUCUCCCUGCAGGUGUACGGACUGUGCAAACUUGCAAUGCCAAGGAUUACUGAAGUGGGCCCUUUUGUGAAACCUGCUUCAUACACUUAUUGACUGACCUGCAGUGAUUGAUGAAAUUCCUUGCACUGGAGUUAAGUGAUCCUAAGGACCAUUUCCUAGUUGAGCAGUCCCUUUUUUCUUUCUUCUUCUCUACCCUUCAGAUGCUUUUUAAGAGCCUUAUUCACAGGAAUUAAUAAAAUUCUUGCAUCCUUUUGGUGCUGACAGUGGACAGCAAUAAGCAAAACCCUUUCUGUUCCAGGAGGUCUACCAGUUGAUCUAUAAAGCCAGAGAACUCAUCUCCCUCUUCCUUGCCCCCAUUUGUUCACAGGCAAUGAGAAUUGCUGAAGAGAGUAAUAUUAGCUCACAGCUCUAUUUAAACAUCUAAUUAUUAAACUGGUUAAAAGUGUGCCCUAGUUUGAAAAGGUUUACAGGGCAGGUUUAAUAUAAAAUGCCUUCCUAAAAGGAUACUAGCUGAAUGCCUCUUCUACAAUAGUGUUUACUGCAACACAUGCAUGUAUAAUCCCCACAAGACUUCCAUUAAAACUAAUGUUUAUACAGAAUUGUAUAAGUUGACUUGAUUGACUGGUUGUUGUGGGUUUUCUGGACUGUGUGGCUGUGGCCUGGUGGAUCUUGUUCUGAAUGUCUUGCCUGCAUCUGU